AUGAAACCUAGUUUGCGCGUCGAUAUCGCGGCCGCUGAGGCUGCCGCGGCGUCAGAUGUCCAGGACACAGACAAUGAACCGCACCGUCUUCUUAAACUCUCGCACAGCCUACGAUACCAGCUCGCGCAACCGCCGAGGAGUCGGACAGCCCAGCGGGUGCGCCAUGAAUACUCCAUUGCAGGAGCAACAAAAAAGCAUCUUGGCAGGGUGCACAUGGAACUUCGCUUUUGCCUUGCUUGCCUCCAAACAACGAGCAGGAUGUCACAUUACCGGUACCUGGCGCCCUUCGAAGCUCUCCUCAAUCCUCGUGAGUGGUCCUGCAUGAACCCGCUCUUCCGACUCACGCAAGGGACCUCGACAGCCAGCCGCUACACGAGACCAGUCGACGCCCCUCGUCGUCAGCCUGUCACAGCAUUCCCAGCAGCUUCCCCCCAUAAAAGGCCCCGGAACCCGAAGCGGCCCUUACGGCGGCUUUGCGUCCAAAGCAUGGUUGCAGUACAGACCGAGUUCCGGCAGGACUUGGACGAGUUACGACAACACGUGGACGAGUAUGUCACCAAGCGCGAGCACCGCGCCUUCGACCUGGAGCGUACGGCAUUCAAGGCAGAAAUCGCGCAUCUGCGGAAACGCCUGGGGGAGUCGGAAGAUCGGGUGGUGAAGCUCCAGACGAUGCUGCCGGACCAUGACGGGGAGUUCCGGGGCCUUCGAGCGGAGGUUGAGGAGCUGGAGCGGGAGGCGGACCACUUCUGCGACCUGUAUGAACGGGAGGCCAAGGCCACCAGCUCAGCUCUGGAGGGCUUCCGCCAGGCAUUAGGCGACAUCAACGACAUCGAGAUGGAAUUUCAGCGCAUCAAGCAAAUCCUUGAUAACCUGCCCCAGGCAGCUCCUGGACAGCCGGGUCAAACCUUCGGCGCUACUCAGCUCUUGGCCCCCGGGAUGGCAGCCCACCAGAAUGGGGUCCGGGUUGCGGCCCCUGGGGGAACCCCGGAGCAGCCGGAAGCCGCUUCUUCCCGGGUAUGUUGCGGCUUCAUUCGCAUCACGCGGCGGGGAGGGCAGGGGGGUGCGCGUUGA
Volvox carteri f. nagariensis is the source of this 1071-nucleotide messenger RNA. RefSeq lists its product as uncharacterized. The record is from RefSeq and is a predicted model, not a curated record. Lineage: Eukaryota; Viridiplantae; Chlorophyta; Chlorophyceae; Chlamydomonadales; Volvocaceae. The coding region runs from base 1 to 1071 and encodes 356 amino acids. The transcript is spliced from 6 exons.